ACCAGCUGUGCGUGCAGAGGAGGAAGCCCGCUUUCGUUUUCUUACAAGAGAGGCGAGGUCGUGAUUGAGGUGCUGCUCGGCCACUUCUGUUUAGAAAGAACAGAAACAAAGUUCUGCAGAAGGACUUUGGGUGUUUGAAGGGGAGCUGAUGGAGUUUGCUGAGCACAUCAAGACGGCCAAUGUGGAGGAUGUUGUGCUCCGACAGCCGCUGCAACCCCCGAGCAGAGGAACCCUGUGCAUCACCGGCCACCACCUGCUCUUCUCGGACAGGGAGGAGAGUGACUCCCGGCAGGUUUUAUUGCUCCUCAGGAACAUCGAUGCCAUUGAGAAAAGGAUGUCUGGUUCAUCUGGAACAAUUACGAUGAAGUGUAAAGAUCUGCGUGUGCUCCAGCUUGACAUCCCAGGCAUGGAACAGUGUCUCAACAUUGCACACUCUAUCGAGACACUGUCCUGUCUGGACUGCGUGUCCGCAAUGUACCCUUUCUUUUACCGACCUGUUGAGCUCAGCCUGCCGGAGCAGUGGGGUCUCUCAUCUCCUGAAAUGCACUACAGUCAGAUGAAGGAACUUGUCAUCAUGCGCAGCAGUCAGCCGCUGCUAGGAGCCAAUAGGAAGCGCUGCAAGGAAGAUGAGCUGCUCCUCCAGGCUGUGAUUGAGGGUUCGGACAAAGGCUACAUAAUUGACACUCGCUCCAUGCAGCAGGCUCAACAGGCCAGGAUGACAGGCGGAGGGUUUGAGUCGAAAUCGUUCUACGACCGCUGGAAGAGAUUUCACAAACAGAUGGAAAGGGGUAAAGCUCUCCAGGAGAGCCUCAUUAAACUGGUGGAGGCUUGUGGCGACGAGUCCAACAACAUGGACCGCUGGCUCAGUAAGCUGGAGAAUUCAAAGUGGCUGUCGCACGUCCAAAAUGCUCUUUCUACUGCCGGCCUGCUGGUGGAGUGUGUGGAGAGGGAUGGCCAUUCUGUUCUUGUUCACGGCUCUGAAGGGACAGACUGCUCUUUGCUCAUCAGCACUCUGGCUCAGCUCAUCAUGGAUCCAUGCUGCCGCACAGUGGAGGGCUUCCUGGGACUGCUGGAGAGAGAGUGGAUACAGGCAGGACACCCGUUCCAGCAGCGAUGCGCUCACUCGGCUUACUCCCAUGCUCGUCUCCAGCAGGAGUCUCCGGUGUUCCUGCUGCUGCUGGACUGCGUGUGGCAGCUUUGGCGGCAGUUCCCCUUGGCUCUGGGCUUCUCUGAGGCGCUGCUCCUGCGACUGGCGACUGAAGUUUACGCCUCGGAUUAUGGCACCUUUCUGUGUAACAGUGAUCAGGAAAGGUGUGCCUUGGAAGUAAAGGAAAGGACUCACUGUUUGUUCCAGGCUCUGCUAAGGCCCACGGAGAGGGAUUACUACUCUAACCCCCUGUAUGAACGCACUGAGCUAGCAAUCUGGCCCUCAGUUCAUCCUCAGUCCCUGCAGCUCUGGAAAGGCUAUUUUUUGAGGUGGACCCAGCAGGUUCGUCACCUUGAAGAGGCUCAGGAGGAAAUCAGGAACAUGGUCAUCGAGUGGGGGAAGUUAGCACGCAGCUGAUGCCUCGUUCGUGUGAAUGAGGUGGGAUCACAUGGUUCCAAGGAGUUAAAACAAAAUACCUGAUUUUGAUUUGACCUGUCGCCUUCAAGGUUGCCCUGGCUGAAACUUGUAGAUCACUCCGAACCUGGAAGUCCCAUUCUUAUUGCACACCAUGGAUUUAAAAACGUCUAUGCCAGUAUGAUCCAGCUUUUAUUAAAGAAAGAGGACAGUGUACCAGACCAAACAGCAGACUCCACAGUGUUCCAGUCAGGUGAGGAGUGUGAGUGCGUUGAAAAGGCAGGACGAUCUUCACGUUCCUCCUCAGAAUGAUAUUCAAGUUGUAGGCUCACGAUUUUGAUGUGUUCCAACACGCAUCACAUUCAGAAAUGUGCAGGGGGCAGAAGACUUCCAUGAGGAUUAGAUUGACUUGGACAAAACAGUUCGAAUUUGGAUACAUGUCUAAAUUCACCUGUUUCACAAAGCUGUGGAUACCCAUUGUUAGAGAUGUUAAGCAGGAAAAUGUUUUUCAAAGAAGGAAAAAUGGCCAACAGUGAAGCUAUCCAACCACUCAGCUCUGUUUACCGCAGUGGAAAAUCUUUGUCUCUUUGAAGACGUGUGAAGACUUGCCUUCAAAACGACAGUUAAAGAUGUAACAGUAUAGAGUAUAUGAAGUGUCCCUCCUACCUCAGUCAGACUCAGAGCAGUUUAGCAGUUUAACAGAAAUGGCUGGCGUCCUCGAUGCUUUAUAUUUAGACAGGAUCUUAAAACCGCAGCGGAGGUGACACAAACUUGAGAGAAAGAUCAGCUAAAUUUAAAUUAGGUGCUUUUUAUUGACAGAACUUUGUGAUCCUAUCUUGUGUGAAUUAGAGAAGAUGGUUAACAAUAUGCAAUGCCUAAUAUGU
Molecule: messenger RNA, 2445 nt
Organism: Neolamprologus brichardi
Lineage: Eukaryota; Metazoa; Chordata; Actinopteri; Cichliformes; Cichlidae
Source: RefSeq, a predicted model, not a curated record